AUGGCCGACUACCAGCGUGAGCGGGCGCCGCCCCCGAGGCAGCAACAGCAGCGACCACCGCAACACCAACAAUACGGAAACGAUUACCAGCGAGAUGCCGCGUUUUCGAACAUCUUCGGUGCCGCUCCUCCUCCCGGCCGCUCGCAGACCAUGACUUCGUCCAUCGCGCCGCCGCAGUUCAGCCAGGAUGGGCGUACCAACACAAUGUCCUCGACGACUUCCGCGAUGUCCGACAUGCACCGACCACCGCCUCAACGGCCACCGCCAGGCGGGGAUUACCGCAAUCAAUACCCCCCUCCCCGGCCACGUCCCAACGAUGGCGCCCAGGGCUACGGAUACUAUCAGGGACAGCAGCGCUCAGCAUCGGGGGGGCAGCAGGUUCCGUCACCUCAAUUCAUCCAGCAGCAGCAACAGGCACGGCGACCAUACCCUGGAAGCCCACCGUCGCAGCAGCAACCCCCGCCACAACGCUUCGACACCCGCCGGGGACCGCCUCCUCCUCAGGGCUAUUAUGACAAUAGUCAGCGCGCUCCCACACAGCGAUUCUACCAGGACGGAAGACCCGCUCCCGCUAUGAACAACGAUCCAUAUCGCUCGCAGUCUUUGGCCAACUUCCCGAGACAGCCGAUGUAUCAACAACAAUCCCCACCGCAGGCGUACCAGCCGCAGCAGCAGCAGCCACAACAGCAGGCGCCUGCUAACACUUUGCGAAACGCACAAUACAACCAACAGCCCUCUCGAACAACAGCCCAGGGGCGGAUUGUCCCAGAAAGGCACAUGGAAGACCGGUCCAUGACCAUGACGGGGUAUCCCUCCCAUGACCGAGAUGCCCACCAAACAAUGAGCGGCCGUGUAAUUCCCAACAGGCGACCCGCGGGUGGCGCCACGCCUCAAUCGGACUACGGAAGCAACCACAGCUCACCAAACCCGAACUUCCCGGCGGGUUACGGCCCGCCCGGGUCUCAGACACGGACUACGAGCAUGGCGUCCUCGAUCGGGAACGACAGCAACAGGACCAUGUCCAUGGCCUCGACGAUUGCCCCGUCGACAAUUGCCCCAACAGAAAAGUCGGAUCAAACCGUCGUGCAGCGCUCAUCGAUAACCAACUCGAUCAACGGCGAACGCCCGCCCACCGCUAAGAUCCGGCCGCCUAUCGUCUACCCCGCGCUCCUUUCCCGCGUCGCAGAAUGCUUCCGUCAAAAGAUUGUCACAGGCGACCGCACCAAGAACGAGCUCACAUACAAGAAUGCGUUUAGUGGCGCUGAAGCGGUCGAUGUCCUCUCGUAUAUCAUCAGGACUACGGACAGGAACCUGGCCUUGCUCCUUGGCCGUGCGCUUGAUGCCCAAAAGUUCUUCCACGAUGUUACCUACGAGCACCGGUUGCGUGAUUCGACGUACGAAAUGUACCAAUUCCGGGAGACGAUGACCGAGGAGGUGGAGGAGAAGCCGGCGGUCAAUGGCGUGUUUGUCCUACUCUCCGAGUGCUAUUCCCCGACCUGUACACGGGACCAGCUUUGCUACUCUAUCGCCUGCCCGCGACGGUUGGAACAGGUAUCGAGGCUAAAUCUCAAGAUGGGCCCUGGCCUCAAGGCAGAAGGGAGCGCUCCCGUCAACGACGACGACGUGGAUCAGACGGACGAGCAGAAGCUCUGGAUCAACAGUGUGCCCAAGGAGGUCGCCGACAGCAUCAGCGACCGGGAGAAGAAGAGACAGGAAAUUAUCUCCGAGAUCUGCUACACAGAAAGGGAUUUCGUCAAGGAUCUGGAAUACCUCCGGGACUUCUGGAUCUACCCGCUGCGUGGAAAGAUCAAUGGCAUGUCGCCUAUCCCGCCGCAGAGGAGAGACAAGGUGGUCCGGAACAUCUUCACCAACAUCAUCGAUUCGCCAAGUAUCCAUGGCGUGAGCUCGAGAUUCGCCAGGUCCUUGACCGAACGGCAGCAAAAGACACCGGUGGUGAAGAACGUGGGCGACGUCUUUUUGGAGUUUGUGCCUCAAUUCGAACCUUUUAUCCUCUACGGCUCCAAGCAGCUGGAGGGUAAAUUUGAGUUUGAGAAUGAACGGUCACUGAACAAGGACUUUUCUCGAUUCGUGGACGAGGUCGAGCGGCGGAGGGAGUCCAGGAAGCUGGAGUUGAACGGUUACCUGACGAAACCGACUACGAGAUUGGCCAGAUACCCGCUGCUUCUUGAGAACGUGCUCAAGUACACCGAGGAUGGGAACCCGGAUAAGGAGGAUCUUCCCAAGGUCCUGACCAUGAUCCGAGAUCUCCUGAGCCGUGUCAACGAGGAGUCUGGAAAGGCCGAGAACCGCUUCAACUUGCGCCGUCUCCACGAACAGCUCCGCUUCCGUCCGAACGAAAGAGUGGACUUGAAGCUCACGGACGAGGGCCGCGAGCUGGUGUUCAAGAGCCAGUUCAAGAAGUCGCCGACUGAAAACCCGGAUAUCACAACAUUCCUAUUUGACCAUGCGGUGCUUUUGGUGCGCAUCAAACAGGUGGGCAAGACGGAGGAGGUCAAGGCUUAUCGCAGGCCCAUCCCAUUGGAACUGCUCUCCAUCAAGGAGAUGGAGGAAGUAAUACCGCAAUCCGGAGUGAAGCGCUCGUCGUCUAGCAUACUUCCGGCGCUUCGCAACACCGGCAACGAAACUAAGAAGGGUGACGGGUGGCCGGUUACGUUCCGGCAUCUAGGGAAGAACGGCUACGAGCUGACACUGUACGCCUCGAACCAGUCGAGUCGGCAGAAGUGGCUCGAGGUUAUCGACAACGCGCAGCAGAAGCUCAGGGCUCGGGCUGACUUCCUCAACACCACCAUUAUCACGUCUGGUUUCUUCUCUGGCACGAACAAGGUCAACUGCGUGGCACCCUUUGAUGGCGGGCGCAAGCUCAUCUACGGGACGGACAACGGCAUCUAUAUGUCGGACCGCCGGUCCAAGGAUAACGGAGCGCCCAAGCGCGUUAUCGACGUGCCAAGCGUAACGCAGGUAGAUGUUCUUGAAGAGUACCAGCUGCUGCUUGUGCUCUCCAACCGCUCGCUGCUGUCGUACCAGCUCGGCGCUCUCGAUCCCAACGAGCCGAUCUCGUCCAAGCGGGCCAAGAAGAUCCAGAGCCACUGCAACUUCUUCAAGACGGGCAUCUGCCUCGGCCGCCACCUGGUGUGCUGCGUCAAGAGCUCUGCGUUGUCGACAACCAUCAAGGUCUACGAGCCCAACGAUGCCAUGUCGCGCACCAAGAAGCAGAAGGGACUAAGCAAGAUGUUCAACGCCGGCCAGGACGAGCUCAAGCCGUUCAAGGAGUUUUACAUCCCGACGGAAUCCAGCUCGGUGCAUUUCCUCAAGUCCAAGCUGUGCGUGGCCUGCGCCCGCGGGUUCGAGGUCGUCUCGCUCGAGACGCUCGAGACCCAAUCGCUGCUCGAUCAGGCCGACACAUCGCUCGACUUUGUCGCGCGCAAGGAAAACGUCAAGCCGAUCCACAUCGAGCGGCUCAACGGCGAGUUCCUGCUCAACUACUCGGAGUUCUCCUUCUUUGUCAACCGCAACGGCUGGCGCGCGCGGCCCGAGUGGCGGCUCGACUGGGAGGGCACGCCCCAGGCGUUUGCCCUGUCGUACCCGUGGAUCUUGGCGUUUGAGCCCAACUUUAUUGAGCUGCGGCAUAUUGAGAAUCUGGCGGUGCAUAUUGUGCCACAUCGGAAUAUUCGCAUGCUGCACAGCAGUACGCAUGAGAUUCUCUUUGCGUAUGAAGACGAGCGGGGCGAGGAUGUCAUCGAAGCCAUCGAUUUCUGGAAGAGCCAGAGGAAAUCGGAGAUGUUACCCGGUGGCCUCAACGCGGGGUCUCCGCCUGGUAGCUCACACGGUCCAUCACGGCUAGGCUUGGGGCAGUAA
Messenger RNA from Dichotomopilus funicola, 3876 nucleotides. RefSeq names its product CNH domain-containing protein. The record is from RefSeq and is a predicted model, not a curated record. NCBI's taxonomy places the organism in Eukaryota, Fungi, Ascomycota, Sordariomycetes, Sordariales, Chaetomiaceae. Gene Ontology annotation, molecular function: guanyl-nucleotide exchange factor activity. Gene Ontology annotation, biological process: intracellular signal transduction. The transcript is spliced from 4 exons. Bases 1 to 3876 code for a protein of 1291 amino acids.